Messenger RNA from Ailuropoda melanoleuca (giant panda), 3570 nucleotides. RefSeq names its product calcium voltage-gated channel auxiliary subunit gamma 5 (gene CACNG5). NCBI's taxonomy places the organism in Eukaryota, Metazoa, Chordata, Mammalia, Carnivora, Ursidae. Gene Ontology annotation, molecular function: channel regulator activity; voltage-gated calcium channel activity. Gene Ontology annotation, biological process: transmission of nerve impulse; positive regulation of synaptic transmission, glutamatergic; neurotransmitter receptor internalization. The transcript is spliced from 7 exons. Gene Ontology annotation, cellular component: postsynaptic density membrane; AMPA glutamate receptor complex. The record is from RefSeq and is a predicted model, not a curated record.
GGCGGCGGCUGCUUGGUCGCCAGCGCGGAGCGGUUCGGCCGGACGCGACGGGGCGGGCGCCCGGGAACCUGGCGCCGAAGGUCGCGCCUGGCGCGCCGAGCCGCCGAGGGACCUCCGACCACGCACAGAGGAAAAAGCACUGGAUCAGCAUUCAGAAGAUUUCCAGUCCACGUUCUUGUCCCUCCACGGAACUGGGCGUGCGAUCUCAGAGCCCACCUCCUUGGCCGCAGGCUGCCCAGCGACCUCUGGGAGGAUGAGUGGCUGUGGGAGGAAGGCCCUGACCCUGCUGAGCAGCAUCUUCGCUGUCUGUGGCCUGGGCCUCCUGGGCAUCGCCGUCAGCACCGACUACUGGCUGUACCUGGAGGAGGGCGUGGUCCUGCCCCAGAACCAGAGCAUGGAGAUCAAGAUGUCCCUGCACUCGGGCCUGUGGCGUGUCUGCUUCCUCGCAGGUGAGGAGCGGGGACGUUGCUUCACCAUAGAAUAUGUGAUGCCCGUGAACAGCCAGCUGACCUCAGAGUCCACCGUCAAUGUUCUCAAAAUGAUUCGCUCGGCCACGCCGUUCCCCCUGGUCAGCCUCUUCUUCAUGUUCCUUGGGUUUAUCCUGAGCAACAUCGGACACAUCCGUCCGCACAGGACAAUACUCGCCUUUGUCUCCGGCAUCUUUUUCAUUCUCUCAGGCCUCUCUCUGGUGGUGGGCCUGGUUCUCUACAUCUCCAGCAUCAACGAUGAGCUGCUCAACAGGACCAAGGACGCGGAGACCNCCCCCAUCUCCCCAUCCCCCCAUCCCGGAAGGCUGGGUUGGGGCGGGCAGUGAGCGCCCCUCUGCUCUCUCCCCGCGUAGAGCGCUGGGGUGAUGUCCGUAUACCUGUUCAUGAAGCGGUACACCGCCGAGGACCUGUACCGGCCCCACCCCGGCUUCUACCGGCCUCGCCUGAGCAACUGCUCCGACUACUCUGGCCAGUUCCUACAUCCGGACGCCUGGGUCCGGGGCCGCAGCCCCUCCGACAUCUCCAGUGACGCCUCCCUGCAGAUGAACAGCAAUUACCCGGCCUUGCUCAAGUGCCCCGACUACGACCAGAUGUCCUCUUCCCCCUGCUGAGCCUCGCCACCUUCCUCCGCCUCCGCCGCCGACCGGGACAGCCAGAUAGCCCUUCCCGCGCUCCCCUGAUGGCCUGGGAGCCCCAGCCCCUUGGCUGACAGGCCCAGGCUGCCCCCACGCUUCGUUGUUGUCCCUUGAGCCACGUUGUCUCCACAGCUUCCCCAGAGUAGCUCUAGCGGCCCCAGGGUGGGUGUCCGGAGCCUGGAGCCAGCGGGCACGCUGAUUGGCUGAGAGCAUGGGCGUAGCCCGCCUCCUGAGUGCCAAUCACUGCCGCAGCUCUCCCCUUUCCCGGGAGAGGUGGCCGGCUGUUCAGCGGUGUAUUUGUCCCUAGACGCCCAACUUCAGGGCCCCAGGCCCAGGCCCAGACCGGCUCUGAGAGGCCGAGUUCCUUACGCAGCCCCAGCUGGACUUGUGUGCCUACCGACCAGCCUGGCCCUCCUGUUCGUGAUCUAGGCCAUCAGGCCCAAAAGGUGACUGUCCUACGCAGGUCUGGAGGGUUCAGCGUUGCCAAGCAGUGCUCCUCGUGACAUCCUUUAUCGUUUUGGGGUACCCACAUCAGUCCGUACUGCACACCUUUCUGUGCUCUGCCCCUCCCCCUCUUCCCUGUAGGCUGUGACUCUUGUCUCCUAUCCUCCCACCAGGACUCAGCUGCCCUGGGCAGAGAGUGGGUCUGAGGCCAAUCUGAUGAAGUCACAAGAGGUGUUAAUGGCUGAUGCUGUCUUAAUACGUGCAGCCCUGGAACAUAUUUAACAGGGGUCUGUCAUGCCUUAACCCAAGAAGUGGCUCUGACAAGGAGAAUUUCAGACUUUGGCUGGUCCGAGGUACUAUUAUCAGGCAUUGUUUCAGGCCCUGGGGAUACUGUCCCUGGUCACAUGGGCAGUAUUUCCGGUCCAAGGCCCUAAAAUCUUAUCACAUAGAUACAUGCCGAUACCACCUGAGUAGAAAGCAGUUUUCAAAGAGGUUGCCUGGGAUUUGCAGCUGGAUUUGCCGACAUUUGGUGCAUUUUGAGUCGAAACAAGCCAGCCUUGGAAUGAUCCAGCUGCUCUCCUGAGGAUGCCCAUGAAUAUAUGGGGGUUGUCAUUUCAUCCUAAUACAGGGCAGUAUCUGCUUCCUGGACUGGGGACAUAUGUAGGCAGCCAGAUGCUUCCAGAAGCUGAGGCAAGGUGAUGCCCAUUGUCCUAGUAGCAAGCCAGAGCUGGGAGCUACCAAUCAUCUUCCAUGAAGUCCAUGGGGGACAGAGGUAGGGGGAUUGGUGGAAGGCCCCCUGCAGGAUGGGACCCCACAGUUCUCCAGACACCCUCUCAGUGUGUGCAUUCCUGGUUUUGAGAUCGUGUGUAGCGAAACAAUGCCGGGCUCUCCACUGUGUGUUUUUGCCACGCCAGCUUUUCUCUCUUGCUCCCUUUAAGAUAGCGUUCGGUUCCAGGUUCACCAAGCCACCGUGGGCAACACAUGGGCUCUGGAAGGCUGUACAGAAGACCACACAUCCGUGUGCAUGGGCUUGGAAAGGACAGUGUCUUAGUUUUCUAGAGCUGCCAUAACAAAAUGCUCAAACAACAGACAUUUCUUUUUUCACGGUUCCAGAGACCAGAAGUCAGAGUUAAGAUGGCAGCAGAUUCGCUCUCCUCUGAGGCCUCUCCUUGGCUGGCAGAUGGUGCCCAUCUUCUCGACGUGUCCUCACACGGUCUUUUCUGUGCUUGUGUGCCCGCCCCUGGUGUCCCCAUUCUCUCUCACCAGGACACCAGUCAGAUUGGAUGAGAUCCCAUCCUGAGAGCCUCAUUCAUCCCCUGUUUAAAGGCCCUGUCUCCAAAUAUGGUCACAUUCUGAGGUUCUGGAGGUGAGGCCUCAACACAGGACUUGGCGGGGGGGUAGGUGUGCACACAAUUCAGCAGGUACAAGCAGGUCACUUCGCAGCUGCAUUAUUCCACUUCCUUCACAGCACAGCAGAGGGGAAGAUUAAAGAGCCGAUUGUGGUCCCAGUUCAGCCACCCUCUGAGCAUAGAUCCUUGGUCAACCCCGUCUGCUCUGAGGGGCUUGGCCCAAAGUAUCCCCAAGCCGCCCCCUCCCCCACACCCGCCCCCAACUCUAGUGAUUCAGCCUUGUGUAGAAAGCUCCAGAUUGCCCUCAAAUGUGACUUUUCAAUUCUUGCCUUGAAACCGAUAGGGACCGUAAACCCAACCCAACCUCCCAGGCCAGCGGCACCUUGAAACGACUGCCGUACUCAGGUUACUGUUUACAGAAUAAGACGGAAACCACGUUCUCUUCCGCAGCAAGGGAAUCGGUUCGUGUACGUGCAGACCAGUCGGCAGCUUCUCCAAACUGGCUGGCGGUUUAGAUGUGCUCUUCUCCCGUUUGGGUCAAUGUAAUUACCCUCCUAAAAUGCACUUUUCUGUCCCUUAAGCUCCCUUUCUCUGUCACUGUGCCAGGCUUGUGUGUGUGCACAUGGGAAAAAUAGAACCCACUUCUAAACACGA